Messenger RNA from Acyrthosiphon pisum (pea aphid), 550 nucleotides. RefSeq lists its product as uncharacterized. The record is from RefSeq and is marked predicted. NCBI's taxonomy places the organism in Eukaryota, Metazoa, Arthropoda, Insecta, Hemiptera, Aphididae.
AGUAGACAAUUCGUAUUGUUUAGGCGAAACUUCAAAACCAUUAAUCGUCAUGUCAUUUAUAUUGUGGUUGGCCCUGGUUUUCACUGGAUGUCUAGUGAAUUUAGAGGCUGUGGAAAUUGAUGAAAACCAUAUUCUCACGCCAGAAAAUCCUGUGCUAGACAAUUCAAUCAUCGAGGUGCCUAGGUCAGAACCAAAAAAAAAAGCAGGCCAAUUUUCAGAUAUAGAAGCAUUGUUUAAAUUCAUUAAUCGUACUAAUGAGGAAUUCAUGAGGAAUUCAGCUAGUGGAAAUAUGGACUACAAUUCGUACUUGGAUACUUUACGAUAUGCGUUCAUUGAAUAUAAAAAGGCAAAUAUGGUCGAAACCACCACUGAGCACAACUUUGUUAGUUAUGGAUGGUAAAUCAACCGAAAAUUGUCAUUAAUAAGACGUGUAUGUUAAUUUUUGUUUUGAUAUUUUACAAUGUUAUUAAUUGUAAAAUAUAUUUUGAAAAAAAUUAUCAUCCUUUGAUUUUCUAUUGAAGAAAUAAUAAAAGUAGUAAUUUAGAAAAAA